AGCCACCUAUGCUUAUUAUAAUCAAAUUUUAGCUAAAGGGAUUUUCUCACAGAGGUUCAUCCUCUUCAAUUAUUAUUAUGUGUUCUUUAUUUGGAUUUUAAUGCCUCUUUCAGCAAUCUUCAUGCAAUGUCUGCCAACCCCAUUUCAGUGUUUGCUCAAUGUCUCCUCCUUGUUGGAGUUGUGGUGUUCAAGCUGCCAAGUAGCAGCAAGUGAAAAUGAAAGGCUGCACAAAAUGGCAGCAAAUGAAGAAGGGAGAGCUGCACCAAAGCACGGUAGCAGCAAAGUAAAGCAAGCUAUGCUGCAAAUGUUGAUGAAAUGAGGCUGAAAUGAAAUGGAAAUUCAAAUGCCGCUGAAAUGAAAGGCUGCAAAGUGGCUGCAGAGCUGCCAAAGUACGCAAGGCUGCAGCAAAAUUAGCUGUUACUCAUUUCAAAUUUUAAAUGUAUUUUUAUUGUUUUUUAAUGUAGAAAGUUGUUUGAAUUUUGAAUUGUUUAAAGAUUAUAUUCUCCUAUAAAUAAGAGAGAUUGUU
Molecule: messenger RNA, 526 nt
Organism: Rubroshorea leprosula
Lineage: Eukaryota; Viridiplantae; Streptophyta; Magnoliopsida; Malvales; Dipterocarpaceae
Source: the annotation of a GenBank genome assembly